UUUCAUGCAAAUAAAUAACCAGAGGACAAAACCCAAACUGGAGCCUUAGAGAUAAGGUGACAAGAUGAUGACCCACAGCAGAAAAACUGUGAAACGCCUAGAUAAGGGUAACAAAAGACUCAGUUUUGCCUGAAACUCUUGAAGGGUGAGACACAAGAUCAUCAUAUCCACUGCUGAAAUGUAUAAAAGGUGCAUACAAAAAUGAAGAAGAACCCAUCCCAGAGAUGCAGCGGAGUGGUGGUGUUAUCCUAUGUGCUUCCUGCUAUACUUGGCUGAUCCUGAGCAGAUUGAUGCAUACAGUCCUGUCCAUCCAUCCUGUUUGAAGGGGUGGGUUGUGCAGGUGAGUUUCUGGUUCCUUGUGCCUUCCUGCUGCCGUGCUCCUGGUCUGAUGCUGUGGAUGCUGUCUGGCAGACACUGGACACUGCUGCAGGCAGACUCUUGGGCUGCCUUUGAAGAAGGCAAGCUCACCAGUCCUUAACCAGCCAGCAAAGAUAUUCAAAGCCAUGUGGAAGAAAUAAGCCUAAAACUUCUCUCAGAGAAGAUACACUAUAGAAAGAUAGGGUUAGGAGGCGGAGACUCCCCAGCGCCGCUUGUAGCUGAACCACAACUGUAAAACGCUGCCAUAAAGCCUGUGUGGAUUCCUAGUAAGAUGGAUGCUCGACAUAAGUUGAAGAUUUUGGUGAUGUUUCUGUCUCUGGCUACUUUCACGGUCAUGGUGAUAAUCAAUGCUGGAAAUGCCACUGGGACUUUCCAAGGUCUGUUUAGGACAACCCCCGGAAACAUCUCGGCCAAGUACAGCACUGAUUUCACACCAGCUGGCUGGACUUUCCUCAUCUGGAAUGUCAUCUACGCCUGGCAGCUCGCCUGGCUCCUCUACGCCUUGUCAGGGAUCUGUCGAAGGAAUGAACUUGGAUAUGUCUUCAUAAAGCCAGACUUGCUGCCAACACCUUUUUAUGUGGCAUGGUGUCUGAAUAAUGGCCUCAAUGUUGGAUGGCUCUUUCUGUGGGAUCGAGAAUACCUCCUUCCAGCCCUGGUGUUCCUGGCAAUCCUCUCUCUUACCACAUGUGCCUCCCUUUUUGUUUCCCACCGAGCCUUGAGCAUCCAUUCCUCAUGGUUUGUGAAGGCUCACAAAGCUGAGCUCUGGCUCAUCCGCAUUCUGGUGCAGAACGGGCUGGCCCUGUACGUGACAUGGACCAGCAUCGCCACGCUGCUGAACUUUGCCGUCGUGCUGAUCUACAAGUGGAACGUGUCCAAUGAGAAAGCAACCACUGCUUCCCUGAGCAUCCUGGCUCUCGGGCUGGUCACAUGGUUUUAUCUAGAAAACUACUUUCUUGACAAGUAUGUCCGCUAUAACCUCACAGUCUACCCAGUGGUGAUAGCAGCUCUGACUGGCAGCGCGUGCAGGAACGGCUCAUUUUCAUCCUCACUGACCAACGACAUUUUUAUAGUUGUUCUCCUGGCAUUGACGUGCUUGAUCUUUGCUGUUCGGCUGGGACUAGUCACAUGGAGACACUGGAAGAGACCACUGGAAGCAUCAGAAUCCCCAGGUCCAUCAGGCACAGUGGCCUGAGACCUCUGGCACAUUGUGGCUGAUAUUUGAAAGGGAGAAAAAUGAAUUGGGCAUGUGCUGGUCCUUCCUUCCUGUAUCCAUUUCCUUGUGCAUUUCUCUCCUUUUCUCCAUUCCAAAUGCAGAUGUCUUGUGUCUGCAAAUGUGUCUUGCUCCCACAUUCUCUCAGAUCAGCUACUCACAACCCUGUCUUGAAUUCCUUUGAUUUUACCCUGGAAAAGUUCAGGAAAAGGUCCUGAGUAGCCCUGUGCACCUUUGUGAUGCCGGGGCUGUGGCUCUCUUCUCCUGCCACUGCAAGGAUGGCUGCCAACAGGCACCCAGCAGGCUUGCACACACAGUUGUUCUUAUUUUUUUUCUUGGUAGCUCACUUUCUCUGAAGUGCAGAUCCAAAUGAACUGUCCCUGGGGUUCCAGGGGAGCAGUGGGAGGUCUGUCAUUCCCUUGGCCAUCGGUGCUGAGCAUCCUCAAGCCCUGGUGCUGUCAGCAGAUCUCCUGCAGGCAGCCACUGCUCCUUUUCCUGCUUCUUUUCAGCAUGACAGGAACAGAUACUACAAUUUGAUAUCUACCUUUGCAGUGUCAGCUCUGCUGUUUGAUAUUCAAGGGGGCAGGGGGAGUGACUGAAGAUUUCUGACACAAAUGUGUCGCCUUUCCCUGAGCUGUGCACAGCUUGGGCUGGCUGGAUGUCUGUCACUGGGGGAGGGUUUGUGGCUACUCUGGAAGGAGGUUAGAUGUACAGAUGAGCUGGUACCUGAUCUGGGAUGAAGUCUGAUGCUUCAAAGGAAGCCUGUUUAAAAAAAAAAAAAAAGAAAAAUUGAACCCGUAGAGCGAGUUCAUCCUGCAUCAGUGCCUUCUCAUGUGGCUUCACCACUUCUGAGUUGGGAUUAGGAAGCCUAAAACUGGAUUGACUGAAUUUUUGGACCACUGCCUUUCCUUCCUGUGCCUAAUUGAGAGUUGGUGGUGCCUCACAGGUGUCUGGAAAGUCUUUGCACCAGAAAGGUGCUUUCAAUGCAUCUUGCAGUGUUAUUAACAAAGCCAAAUUCUAAAAUAACACGUGCUGUUGUUUACAUUUAGCAAAAACCAAAAGCAGUGUAAUGCAAUUCCUCUCAUCAUUCUGGUGGUUUUUUUUUUUUUUGUUGUUGUUUUUUUUUUUAAUUUUCAAAUAAAUCAGCUAAUUCUACCACUCUGCCAGUAACUCUGUAAAUCAUCUACAGCAACUGUCCUGGCUCCCACCUCACUCAUGCCCAGGGUUCCGGAGUGACUCUGGUCCCUUGCUGGGAUCUCAUGGAUGUAGGUGCUUCCACUGAUGAUCAGCCUUGGAGGUGAAGAGUUGGAGGUUGUAGAUUGCUAGGUAUGAUUUAAACUCCUUUGACCAGCAUGCUGUUCAUUAAGUUUCUAUUUUAUUGGCUCUGCCUCCCAAGAGCCCAGCUAAUAAAUUCCCAGCAGCCUCUCCAUAAGCUGCCUUCUUUAAUACAGGGGCAUUAAAUCCACUGGCAUGGGGAUUAAGGGGUCCAGGCAAGGUGAGAAGCUGCUGUGAGGCUGUGCAGUAGUUAAUACAUGGGAGGGUUUUGCAUCCUCCCCAGCAAGGGCACUGCAAACACCUCCUGGACUGGGGCAGCCACGCUGCUUUUUCACAGGACAUUAAAAAAUGCCUUCAGGAGGUUUCUUGGUGUCUGUACCUCAUUUCUGUGCUGGCCACAUGACCAGAAGCUGUAUCAAAGAAUGCAAUUAAUUAUCUGGGGAGAGUUGACAGGGCUUUUGCAAAGAGAAGUCCUGUCUCACAAACCUGAAGGGGUCAAAAAGCACAGGCAAGGGUGAACUGUCCCAUAUUGCCACUGGCCUCUACAGAGGCACAAAAGCUGCCAAGAAAAUCAAAGUCCUCCCACUGGAGAUUACAGUUGGGAAGCAGAGAGAUUGUUUCUCCAGGAAGAGAGCUUGCUGGAGCCAUGUGUUACGGGCUGGAUAACGUGGUCACUAAAAAGGAAGGGAUUGAACAGUUAUUUAGGAUGGUGAAGGAGAAGGCAGACUGGGGAAUUGCAAAAAGGUGUUAUGAAACUAUGGAACUGAUAGAGGAUUGAAAUCAUUGCAGGGGUGUCCCAAAUGAUGCUGUGCUUCACCUUGCAAGUGACACCCUCUUACCUGGCCCCUGCCACUUGGGCACAGAGUUUGGGGUGUUGGCAGCUGUUUUCACCCAGACACUUCCACAUCUGGCAGCAGCAGAGGUAAAUCACAUAUCAGGCAUGGCAGGAAAGGAGUAAAACUUACAACACCCUCCUGCCUGUCUAAAGCUACUGUGCACCCACAUCUUGAGGGCUUUGUGCAGCACUGGUCCUUGCACUCCCAGGAGAUAAUUAUGGGUUUGGGGAGAGCAAUGGCAUUAGGGAAUGAGGUGCGUCCCUGCCCAUCCAUGCUCCCCAGAGCUGAGGAGCAGCUCAGGAAUGUGAGCCCCUUCUCCAUGGGCACCUUGAUGUGGUGGCCCAGGGCUGGGUGCUGCUCUUCCCCCUGCUCUCACCACUCCAAAACCAGCCAUGAGGAGAGAUUCAAAGGCCCUUUUCUGAUGAGGUGCUGCAGCAGUACCCAUUUAAUCUUUGCAGACCUCCCUGUGAGAAAGCCCCUGAUGACUGCCCUGCAAUGAUAAUGCUGAGCUACCCCAACCCUCAUUUGGCCACCCACAAAUAAUUUCCUGGUCCCCAAAACCCUCUCCAAGCCUUACUUUCCUAUAGCUGGGGCAGACAGAGGUUCCCACAGCUGUCCCAGCGCACAAAGUCCAGCCAGCUUUGGGAAAAAUGGCUUUUCUUGCAUCUGCAGCAGGAACAGGAACCUAAAAAUAAACCACCUGCCCCUUUCUCUUUCAGUGAGCAGGGGGGAAAGCAGAUAAAAAAUAAGUGCGACCCUUCCUCUUCCAAACUUGGGGAUAAAGAUAGCUUCAAGAUUAUUUUGAAAGGCUUUUUUGUUUUUCCUGAAAUGCCUUUUUUUGACUUGUCGUUCCAAACCCACCAGUACAUGAUUUUGCCCACAAAAGAUUUUUCUUUCAGCAGAGCUGCAUUUCAGAAAGCUGGAAGCCUGCCAACCUUUUAGCAAAAAAUAAUCAGUCCAGCCUUUGUUUCCAUGAGGGAUUAUGGGAUUUGGGUGAAUUUUACAGGAUUUAAAAUUUCUUGGAAAGCUGGUGGCCUUAAGAAGGCAAGGCCUGAAAAAUUAGUUUAGUUUGUGAAAAGGUGGUUCUGAAAAGGUUCAUGUGCCUUGUAGCCCAGCCUGGGAUGUGACCCAAGUCCCCUAGACACAUGGGGCUGGAAGAUGGAUGGGGCUGGCAAAGCCAGGUGUGAUGAGGUUCCCAGGGCACGAAAGUUUACUUUGCUUUCUGAUACAAAAUCUGGGUUUACACUUCCCAUCCUCUGCAGAGAUUCCCUCUGUGGGUACACAGGGAAAAAGGGAAAAGCAGGCUGAUCUAUAAAACACCACUGGGUGUUUUAUACAGUUACACAGGGGUGUAACUUCAGUACUAUGUCUGGGGAUGCUCCUUCUCCAGUCUGGGGCCAGCUCCUGCUCAGGCAGCCUCCAUCUGAGAAUGACCCAUCAGUUUAUCACACUUUUUCCAUAUUGGCUGGGCUGGAUAUUUCUGAAGUUGCUAGGCUCUUGUUUUAAGUAAAAGUUUCUGUGAAAAUCUGAUUCAAAAGAAUGUUGUAUGUGAGAAAUUGUGGGGCAAGGGAAAUAUGCAUUUGAACUGAGAAAGCAAAUGUGUUAAUUCAAAAAGAAUUCUUUCUAAAAAAAUGACCCUGGGUCAGGCUCUCAUUAAAGCACACACAGCUUCCAGAGAAAACCAUGCUUCAUUUCUUGCCUUAGGACUCAGCUGGCUCCUCUCAGCCAUGGUGAGAGCUGAUAGGAGGCUGGGAUGGGGGCAGUUUCCCUUUGACACCUCCCACCAGCAACAGCUUGCUCCAAGCAGAACUCCCUGGACCUCAUCCUCAUCCUGCCCACAACCCCAGAACACUGCACCCCCUCAUGAUGCUCUUGGUUACAGAGCUCAGGCAGAGUCCAGGCAGUAGCCUCACUUGCUGGGCUCCCAAAAAACAGAGCACCCAGGCAGGGGAGACAUUGUGUUACAGGCUAAUUUGUUCUUGGCUUAAUGCUACCCUCAGGACUAAUUACUUUAUAUUAAAACAUCUGUGAAAUGGAGUAAUAAAUAAAUAAAGCUGAGAGAGAAGAGAUGUUACUCCACAAUGCAAAGCACCAGAACAGAAAGCAACAUUGCUUUUCAUCUGCAAUUCAGAGCCACU
Messenger RNA from Motacilla alba alba, 5837 nucleotides. RefSeq lists its product as uncharacterized. The record is from RefSeq and is a predicted model, not a curated record. The coding region runs from base 650 to 1570 and encodes 306 amino acids. The transcript has 11 exons. Lineage: Eukaryota; Metazoa; Chordata; Aves; Passeriformes; Motacillidae.